This is a messenger RNA of Ostrea edulis (European flat oyster), 3686 nucleotides long. Its product is annotated as leucine-rich repeat-containing protein 42-like. Gene Ontology annotation, molecular function: protein binding. The coding region runs from base 2442 to 3188 and encodes 248 amino acids. NCBI's taxonomy places the organism in Eukaryota, Metazoa, Mollusca, Bivalvia, Ostreida, Ostreidae. The record is from RefSeq and is a predicted model, not a curated record. The transcript has 5 exons.
AUAAGAUAUCACAGGGCCGGUUACAGAAACGUUACUUAUAUUUCGGAAUAUUUCAUUCUCUAUAUCGUCCAUUGUCGCAGGAGUUUCGUUGUUUGGUGAGGGUUUUUGUUGUUGUUAUUCAACUUAUUGUUUUAGGUCACCUAUAAGCUGGAGUAUUCUGAUAUUGUAAGCUUUCUGUGUGUGUGGUGCGUGAUUAUUAUUCGCAUUUUUGAGAUACGUCCCAGUUAUUUCCCUUGGAAAACUCUCGUUUAUAGUAAGGCGUGAAACAAUUUGUUUACGUGCGGGAGUGGGACAAAUAUUCAUCACUGCAUACGUGAAUGUGCUCAGUCUGUUUCUCGAAGGCAGUUUCAUCACCCAAGUUCGCCUCAUACACAAACUAAGUUAGUUAUAAGUUAUACGUAUCCAGGGAGUAAUUGACUUCUUGGAAUUCUUAUUUCGCUGCUCAUGUACCGGCAUAUAUAUCAUGCCCAUUAUAAUCAGUGUUCGACACUAACUUUUUCACUAUGGUAGUCCAAAGGACUAGUAGGUUAUGUAAUUAACCAGUCCUGCUAGUUCAGUAACUUGUCCGGCUGUCGGAGGCAGUCGACCGAGUCGUGAUUAAGCGACAAGGUGAUGGGGAGGUGCGGGCAGAUUUCUAUAGACACCAUCCGUCCCAUAGUUAUGAUCCGUCCCCAUGUUUUUGAACUAUUUUUCCAAGUGUUAUUUACAGUACUGAAUUGGUUUAAUGAUGGACCAUUUUGAAGAUCGGCUUAUUCGAACUUCUGGAGUUUUCCUAUAAGAAACUUUAAAUAGCCUACUAGGUUAAAUUAAGCUUGGAUGCUGAUUGAGUUAAUGUUUUAUGGAGCGCCAAAUUAACAUCAUAAACUCAAAUAAUUGAAGAUAUCAUCAACUCAAUUAUUGCUCUCUUUAAUUGAAUUAAUGCGCACAUUAAAUCAAUUAUUGCCCUCAUCAAAUGAAUUAAUGCACGCUUCAGUUCAAGUAUUGCUCUCAUCAAUUGAAUUAAUGAGAGCAAUAAUAGAUUUGAUGCGCGCAUUAAUUCAAUUAUUGCUCUCUUCAAUUCCAUUGAUGAGAUCAUCAAUUUCACAAAAAAAUUUCAAAAAUCUAUAAGCAUAUCCUGCAUUCCUAUUGCAAAAUGACAUUCUAAAAAUCUCAUUUUAGCCUUUGAUUUUACGGAAUUAUGUAUCAUACCACGACGGUUUGGGUGUAGAUUAAUAUACUCUUGAAUUUUGAAUUGCAGUGUUACGAGCUUUAUUUUUCUAAGGAUCCAUGUGGUUGUGUUCAAGAUUGGACAUAAUUAGUCCAUUCCAUUAGGAUUUAAAUUUUUCAGUAGUCCACUACGGACUACUUACUCAUAACUGAUAUUGUAAUAGUCCUCAGGCUACUGGACUAGCAUUAUUGUGGAACCCUGGAAUACUAAUGCAAAUUUAUAUGACAUCAUUUUUUUGUUUUCAUUUCAGUAAAACAUUUCUUUCGAUGGUAUUUUGUAUUUCCUACAUAAACAUAUUUAAAUAGAAGCUGCUUUUAAUAUAUUUCAUCGUCUUCCUCACUGGUCCACUCUUUCAAAGUUCCACUAAAUGCACCUCAUACACAGAAGACUGGCGUAUUAGGAUAAUGCGAGAGUUUAACUUCCAAACAUAUAAUAUUUAGAGUUUACUUCAAUAUUUUGUUGAUGCAUUAAAACAUUUUGUUCAACAAUUGUCCGGUUAGUGCAAGGAAAAAUAAAAUUUAUGUCAUGGGUCCUUUUUCUAUACUGUACUUCUCCUAAUUUAUAGUUAGGCAACAACCUUCAUUUCCAUUUAAAUAAGUGCAAUCAAAGCCACCUGCUAAAACUGUUGUCAGUAUUCGUAAAUUACUUAGAAUUUGUUUUAUAUAGGAAAAUGCAACUGCUCAUGCAGGUGAGUGAUGUGGCCUAUGAACUCUUGUGAUGUAAUUAGAUCUAAUGAAAUGAGUAUUUUUAAUCACAAGUUUGUAUUCAACAACGGUGAAAAUUGUCAAAGGCUUUACUCUGUUUAGACACAAGACAGAAGUCAGUCAGUUCCUAAACACGAUCAAUAUCUUUAUCAUUGUUACAGUUUUAUACAUGUACAAUAACCUUUACAUUUUGAUGUGUUGCAUCAAUAAAAGAAUUUGUAUAGUAUAGAGAAAGAAAACAAAUCCUUAAUUAUAUACAGGUAAUUAAUACAAUAUAGUAAGCAGUAUUUCAAAAAUCAUUCAUAGGUUUAUGUAAUUUGCAGUAGUGAGGGCUACAAUUGGACCGUGGAUAUCGGCCUGGGUAGCUCAGUGAUUAGAGCACCUGACUAGUAAUGCAGGAAUACUUAGUUUGAUUCCUGGUUUAGCCAUAAAUUUUCUCCUUUCCAAUAAUACAGAAUGUAUUUGUUUGUACUAACGAAGUUGGGACAUUGAACAAACUUUAAUCAAGGGUGUGAUCUACUGCAGACAACAUGGAGAGGCCACCCAAAGCCGCGAAGACAGAGAAAUUCACCCAGCAAGAGGAAAAAGUUCUGGAAUCCUUGUAUAAACUUUGCAUUCAAUAUAUUGCGACAAAUUUACACAUGGUGGAAAGCUUCCGUGGCUUUCCUGAACUUGUAGCAGCUGACAUAUUUAAGGAAGCUGACAAGUUAAGCAAAUUUGACAUAUUAACACAACCACAUAGAAAUAUGAAGUUGUUUUGUGAGAUAUAUCCAAACAAUGUAUUGUCAAGUUUAAAUAUUUCGUCCUGUUACGUAGGAUUGAAUUACAGUGUGGAAUGCUUUGAGACAUUUUCUGGACUGCAUUCACUAGAUGUAUCAAGCUGUUUCCUUGGAGAUCACCAUGAAUUUUUAUCCCAUAUUGCACACUUAAAAUGUUUGAUUAACCUGAACCUAAGAAAAAAUUCUUUGUCAGAUAAAGGAGUACGUAGCUUGUAUGCCCCAUUUACGCUGUUUAAAAGAGGUCCGGAGCAUUUGAAAGUUUUAGAUAUUUCAGAAAAUGGAUGUAUAUCAGAAAAAAGUGUUAAAAAGUUGAAGUGCUUUAAAAACCUACAGAAAAUAGACAUCACUGGGACCAGUGUUAAGGUGAAGGAAAUGGGUAGUGAAUGGAGACUCUGUCCAGAGAAAACAGACAGUCUAAUGUCGAUAACCAAUGAAGGAUGGGCCUCAGAGGCAGUGCAAAAGUGGGAGAUAACACCUUCGUCUUCUCUAGAGGGAUAACCAGAAGCACAGCUGUAGUUCAGGACACCAAUGCUGUUUCAUUUGUACCAGGAUACAGACUGACACUGCAUAGAAAUCCACAGACUGAAAGUGAUACACCACAGGAAACAGUGACUACAAACUCUGAACAAGAUGACUCUACUGACUCAAUUAUAGAUCUAUACAAAGUGAAGGACAAACCAUCAUAGAAUGUGUGAAAACCCCCUUCUUUUUUUUAAUUUGAUGUUUUUCUUUCCGUUAUAAUCCUAAGGAAUAAUAGUUUGUAUUUGAUCAGAUCAAACUCAACGUUUAUAUACAUACAUAUAUAUAUACAUGUAUAUAUAUAUAUAUAUAUAUAUAUAUAUAUAACACUCAUCAAUUCAGCAUAUUAAGUAAUGCUAUAAAUACCCAAAAUAAAUCAGAAUUGAAGAGGUCAUUUAUUUGAAAAUAUUUUUAAUUGAAUUGUUGUGCUUAUCAAAUGAAUUGCUGAUAUCUUCAAAUAAUUAAAGAUAUCUUUAA